AAGCAUUUGGCAACCCCAGAUUAUCAAGGAACACAAUGGGGUGUGAAUUCUGCUGUGAAAAAGUAAGUCACAAAGAAAUUACAUUUUUUUUCCUUGCAAUGAGGUCUGUUAGCAGCCAGAUGUUGAAUUAGGCAGAGGAUAUUACAUGCAGUGUGUGAUGUCAGCAAAGGAAGCCAAGACAUUAGGUUGCAUUAUGGGAUGGCAAGCCCCCUCCCUGUAACAGUAUCAGCUGGAUUGAAAGAAGAAAAGAAGGGGCAACACAUAAAUCCCUCUGAACUGCAACAAAACAAGUAAAAAAGACACAUCUGUUGCUUCUGGAGUGUAAUUUUAGCCUCUUUGGUCCUUGGUACUUACAAUGCCUCCUGCACAGCAUACCAGAAGCUCUGUGAGUGUGAGCAGAGAUUUCUUAAAAAGUUUCCCUGGAGCUCUUAGACUGACACAGCUGCUCAGCGGAGCUGGCCUCUGGAUCACUAUUGCUUCAAACAAAUACGAAGGCUCCAUACAUUUUGCUCUGGCUGUGGCUGUAUUUUUCUGGCUGUUAACGUUGGCAAUCUAUUUCCUAACGCUGUUGGAUAAACAGGAGUUGGUGCCACUUGUGGGUGCUGAACGCUGGCUGCUCACCAAUGCCAUUUAUGAUGCUGUGGCCACUGUGCUUCAUAUAUCAGCAGCAGGGAUCAUGAUUAACAAGACUGUAGCAAACAGUUUCUGUAAUGUAGAGGGCUACUCACGGCCCUGCCUAUACAAGGCAUACCUAACUGCUUCUGUAUUCGCCUGUCUAUGCUGCCUGCUCUAUUUCUUGUCUGCCAUUUACUUAUCGUGCAAGAAAUGCAGGGGAAGCCAGACCGUUGACUGAAAAAGAGGACCCAUAUUAUUUUAUUCACAGUGCUGCCAAAAAAUAAAGAAACAUCUGGAGAUUUCAAGUAUUCACAUCAAGAUUGAAUUUUAUGAAAUUUGUUUUAUGCAGACACAAAGACAAAUAACUGUUCUGGAUUUGUACAAAGGCUUAUACAGAGUGUUUGGUACAAUAUUGACUGUUAGGUACAAAGUUCUUUUUUAUUUCAGUUUUUAUUCACAGUGCUGCCAAAAAAAAACUUCUGGACAUUCCAAGUCUUAAUAUCAAGGUUGACUUUUAUGAAAUUUGUUUUAUACAGAAUCAUCAAGGCCAAAUAAUUCUGCAUGUGGAUUUAUACAAAAGCUUUUCUUUCCUUUUUUUUUAUUAUUUUUGGUAAAAUAUUGACUUGUUUAUUUCAGUGUUCCAGUUGUGCAUCUUUACAGCCAACUGUUCUGUGCCUUUAUUUACAGAAGAUACAGCUGUAUGUGUUUAUUAUAUUGAGCUUAUGAUUUUGCCACAAUAUAUUGGUUUAAUAAUAAUUCACCCAAGUUUUUAUUGAACUGUUUCAGUAUUGGAUAAUUGAAAUAUAAAUGUAUACAACACAGACUUUUAAUUACCUUUGUUAAAUCCAAAAGAAUAUCCACAUUUUAACGUAAUUAUAUGUUCCAAACUUGCAUAGCUUAAAUAUAUUAAUUUGACCAAAAGAACUCCUGACUAUUAACUUAUUUCCUAUGAGAGGCAUAACAACAAUACAGGGUUAAAGGAACAUGGUGUUCAGAGCAUUUUCUACUAUGUACAGUAUAUGAAAAGCAGCAGUUGAACAUGUUAAAAUAUUUUUGUAUAAAAUGUCAAUUAAAAGUGGUUUACAUUUAGUGAAAUUGCCAAUUGAGUCUUGGGACUCAAACAGUGUCUGACAGCAACUACAUAAAAAUUUAGUUUAUUCAGUACUCAUUUAAAAAAAAAAAAAAAAAAGAAUGCACUGUAAUUUAUUAUAAAACAAUUUUCUUUUAGAUGAAACUAAAAUAUUUGAGCAUCAUGUCCCUUUAAGUAUCAGUGAUAUCAUAGUAAGGGUCCUAGUAAAGUAUGUGUUGUGAUCAGGGGUACACAUGUGUGUCUUACAGAAUAACAAAUAAGAAAUUGUCCCUUCAUUCAAGGUAACCCAUCUCCUGGCAUGUGGGUGCCAGGAAGUCAUAUGGUGCUAUGGAAUUGUGAGUGUGUUUAGUGUUCUGGACUUGAUUUAUUUAUUUUUUCAAGCAGCAUUGCUUCAACCUUCCUAUGCAUGCGCAAAUCUGUGGGCACUGGUUAAAUGCACAUUUGUAAGUGGUGGCAAUCCUGUCCCUGCAGACCCCGCAAUGCUGGAGUGGGGGGCCGCAGGUAAGAGGGGCCCGUCAGCUUUUCAGGGCCGGUGGGCUGCUGCAGUGCCACAUCACCUGCUGGGGAUCAGUGGCAGGGAGGAGAGGGAGGCCAUGGAGAAACCUGUGCACACAGCACGUUGCAAGGGUGCUCCGCUUCAGACCAUUCAGUUUGGGGGAAGGUUAGGGGGAAGGACAAGGACCAGUGGGCCUAGAAAAACAAUUGCUGCAGAGCCUAGAAAAAAAUGUUCCACCCCUGACAUUUGUAUUUACUGAAAUGUAAUUAUACUUAGAUUUGACUCAAUGCUAAUUAUAAUGGCACCUAAAUAUAUUAGGUUGUUGACCUAGGUCUAGCAAUGUAGUACUGAGCCAUUUGUAUUUUAUGCUUACAGAUUACUUCCUUCUGCUUAACUAGACGUUUGUUGUAAAAAUAAAUUAUCCAUUUCAUUA
This is a messenger RNA of Bombina bombina (fire-bellied toad), 2634 nucleotides long. It is a transcript of the gene MARVELD1, whose product is annotated as MARVEL domain containing 1. Gene Ontology annotation, molecular function: structural constituent of myelin sheath. Gene Ontology annotation, cellular component: membrane. Gene Ontology annotation, biological process: myelination. The transcript has a single exon. Lineage: Eukaryota; Metazoa; Chordata; Amphibia; Anura; Bombinatoridae. The record is from RefSeq and is a predicted model, not a curated record. Bases 356 to 853 code for a protein of 165 amino acids.